UGGAUAGGUGAAGAACAUGAACAUAACGGCAACCUUUUCAUGAUCGUCCCGCCAGCACCCAUUUAUGGGGUUUGAGGAUGCCUUCAAUACAAAGGCCGAUAAAUGCAAAUAUUUCUGCGACUACCCCGGGGCAGCGGUUCCUCUUUCUAUCCUCUCUGAGCACCACGGAGCACCACGGAGCACCACGGAAUCAAGAUCCCUUAUCUGCCGUGUGACACCAAAUUCAACCUGAGCUUGCUCCUUCCUCGCCAUCCUUUCUCUUACAACAAUUGUUUUUGAGAAAUUUUAUAAUAUCACUGAACUAAGGACCAUCAAAACAUCCCCAAAUUUGUCCACUCCAUACCUCCUGUCUUGGGCAGUCUUCAUAGCCUUUCCCCCGCUUCAUCUCAAGGCUCCUGAGAUUCAAGACUAUGGCAGAUACGUGUGGAGGCUCCACUCCGCUGAAGAGCUUUACUCAGUAUGGCUCUCAGGAUCGAAGUCUACAACAGGAUAGAGUCGUCCACGGCCCUGCCGCGGCGGGACCAUCGACCUUCCGAUCAAAUGGACCCGCUGCCUCUGGACAGGCGAGCGCCAGCUACCAAGCCUUCACGGCUGGCAACGUACUAAACGCACCAAGUCUGCCCGCCCCCGGUCUAUUUUCCGGGCAAGGCCCGGAGGCAUAUAGUGGUCACUCCGUUCGACAUGGCACUCUUCUUACCGGGCUUGAGGCCCGGGCAGGCAUGGAGCACCCGCAAGCCAAUAAUUCUCAGGUCGCCAGUCGAGUUGAGGUAGCUUCCUGGGCCCAUGAGUUUCAUAGGCUGGCUCCAAACGUAGCUGUUCCUGGUGCUGGAAUUGCCCCCAGCCAGCAUCAAGGCAUGGGAGGCCCAGCUGCCCAUACCCAGUACGCACAUAGUUUUGUGCCUCCCGCGUAUCACUAUCCUGCGCCUCCGCCCAUGCUGCCACAGCAGACCUGGGCGUCACACAGCCCCGUCGUCGGCAACAAUGUCUCUAGCUCGGAGACUCGGAGCAUGCGUGCCCCUGAGGAAGAUUUCGACGACGCAAUGAAUGCGUGGAUGAGACUCCAUGGUCCCAAGGAUCAAGAGACGAGAGAAAAUGUCGACGCCAUCAUGGAGUCGAUGGCUGAACAACUGGAAGCUGGCGAGCGCUCUGGUGUUGCCACUCGUACUCUCCCUGACGUGGCGAAUCUGACCUUGGAAGAUACUACUACUACCCAAGUCAACUCCGCGCCCAUCUCGGCCGCAAACGGCACUCUUGACACCGUCACUGCCUUGCCAGUCACUAGUCCAGUCAUAGCACAGAGUGACAACCAGUCAACCGGCACUGCGGAUACGGAGACGAAGAAUCCCGCCCGGUCGGAGAUUGCAGAGGCGGCAAGACAACUUCUCGAGGUUAUCUCCCAUGAAAAGGGGGACAAGUGGAAGAAUUCGCGUUUCGUCUCCCUGAUGCAAAACUUCAGCGACGGAUCUAAGGACAUCAUUGACAACGAGAUUCGGGAGGUUGGCGAUUCCUCAGUUAACACGGUAUCCCAAGCUGAUGAGAAGACCACGCCUUCGCGUCCGGAGAAGGGCAAAGGACUAGAAACUGCGAGUUAAGACGGCGGUGAAUAUGAGGGGAGGUUCAAACACGAUACCCAAGGUGUUCAAGGAGCAUGAGAUAGAUGUUCACUGAUAGAAGGACUAGUGCCUUCUAGGUUCCCGGCGGUUCCGAUGGCUGACGGUUGGUUUGCUUGCUGUAUUCACCUUUCAACAGCAUCACAAUGGGAGGGGCCAAAAUACCCGAGUUGUAUUGAUGAUUGCUUUAGCAUCUGGGAACCCAUCACCGAAGCAUGGCUAGACUACAUGAAUACGGUCUACGGGGCAGUAGAUAUGACUUGGGCAGUUGAGACAUGUUUGAGAAGACGGUCGUAGCACAGGAAAUUCGAUCAUCCUCCAUGGAAUGAGUCCCGUUAUAGU
This is a messenger RNA of Sodiomyces alkalinus F11, 1952 nucleotides long. RefSeq lists its product as hypothetical. Bases 411 to 1592 code for a protein of 393 amino acids. The record is from RefSeq and is a predicted model, not a curated record. The transcript has 3 exons. Lineage: Eukaryota; Fungi; Ascomycota; Sordariomycetes; Glomerellales; Plectosphaerellaceae.